Molecule: messenger RNA, 1722 nt
Organism: Penicillium salamii
Lineage: Eukaryota; Fungi; Ascomycota; Eurotiomycetes; Eurotiales; Aspergillaceae
Source: the annotation of a GenBank genome assembly
AUGGCUACUCAACGUUAUGUCGCGAUCACUCAACGCAAGCAGGCUGAGCUUAAUGCCGCCAUCCCGAAAGAAUGGCGGUUGUCAUCAGACCUGAUCCCGGAAGGGAUGCUGUCAAUCUCGCAGUCGAUUGCUGAGCCGCGGUACCAACGCGUCGGCGUGAUGGAGAUUCCCCGAGCCUGCGGUAUUCUCACCGCCAGGGAGUUGGAGCUCACUGAGAAGUUCAAUAUACGGGGAUUGGUUGGCGAAAUGUCCGAGGGCCGAGUGAAGGCCGAGGACGUUGUGCGAGCAUUUUGCAAAAGAGCAGCAAUUGCUCAACAGCUCACUCGCUGCUUGACUGAGCCCCUGUUUGACCGUGCCUUGAAGCGUGCCCGCGACUUGGAUGACACCCUGCAACGCACAGGCAAACCAGUCGGUCCCCUUCACGGCCUCCCAAUAUCAGUGAAGGAUACCUUCAAUAUCAAAGGCGUCGAUUCCAGUAUUGGACUAUCUGCACUAGCAUUUAAGCCGGCCCAGGAAAACGCACCUUUAGUCGACUUGCUCGAAUCCCUGGGAGCGGUGAUCAUCGCCAAGACGAACAUUCCACAAACCCUCGCCACGCUUGACAGUGCGAACCACCUCUUCGGGCGCACCCUCAACCCGCUCAACCGCCAAUGGACAGCAGGUGGUAGUACAGGUGGGGAAGGCGCCCUGCUAGCCAUGCGUGGCUCGAUGGUUGGCUUUGGAACCGACAUCGGCGGCAGUAUCCGCGUCCCGGCAAUGUGCCAGGGGCUAUAUGGCUUCAAGCCGAGUACUGGCCGUGUACCAUUUGGCGGUCAACAGAACGGGCAAAUUGAAGGCAAGGGCCGGAUUGGACUUCAAGCUGUCGCGGGCCCGCUGGCGCGCUCUGUCGCGGAUAUCAAUGCCAUCAUGGCAGAAAUCAUGCCUCGCGCGGAGCUUUUCGGCGAAGACGGCAUUCCGGGCCUGUGGUCUGCUCCGACAUCUUCUCGUAAUUUUACUGUUGGUGUUUUGAAAACGGAUGGUCUGGUCACGCCCUUGCCGCCUAUUCUUCGGAUUUUGGAUGAGGUCGCUGAGACGCUCCGCCGGACACCCGGCGUCGAGGUUGUUGAGAUUCCUCUUCCUUCUGCUCUUCCCAAGUGCCAAGGUCUUGCAGGUCGGUUGAUGGGUGUUGACGAUGGAUCUCACAUGCUUGAUCUCAUUGAGGGUAUGGAUGAAGAUCUGAUUCCUUGGUUACAAGGGCGGAUGAAGCGUGGGAAGGCCUUGGAUGUGGUCCAGCUUGCUAAGCUGCAGAGUCAACGUGCAGAGGUUGAGAAGGAAAUGAUGAAGAUGUGGACUCGGUCUUCAGAUUCUCGUACUCGACAUAUCGACGCCAUUAUCUGCCCUGUGGCACCACACCCGGUCCCAGAAAUCGAUCGCUACAAUGCUGUUGGGUACACUUCGACAUUUGUCUUAUUAGACUACCCGGCUGGCGUGGUUCCUGUUCGACCGAUCGUGGAAUCCGACCUUGAAAUCGGUAGGGCGAUGCAAGAUCCUGUGUUGGGAAGCUGGGACAAGGCCAACCGGAAACUGUGGGACGAAAAGACAGUGGAUCGUCGCGUGUAUCUCGGCUCACCUCUCAGUGUACAGGUUGUAACCCCCAAGCAGCAUGAUUACCAGCUGUUCCAGGCCAUGGAACUCGUGGAUCGCGCUGUGCAGGGUGGGACCUCACCCAGUGCCAAGCUGUGA